CAGCCCUUUUGCUAGGAAGUUUCCUAUUAUUGUCGUGUCCCUAGCAUAUAAUUAAUAGGUGAGAAACAGGUGGCAACUAUUGAGUGGUAGGCUGCCAUCUGGUGCACCCAUAUAUGUAGGAGUCUUGCUCCAUUAUUCGGGAGGAGGAAAAACAGAAUAAGAAAAAGAAGAAAUCCAUCUUCCUUCAGCUCUCUCUUUCACCUUUUAUCUCAUUCUAUUUCACUCAUCAUGGUAUCAGAGCCCUGAAAGAGAGAGCUGCAUUAAAAUCUUCCGAAAACUAGGGUUUCUCCUAUCCUGUAUCUUCAAUGGAAAGGAUGAACCCUCAAAACCCCUUGUACCUUCAUGGCUCAGAUGGGCCUAACACAGUAAGUGUUGAAAAACUCACUGGUGUGAGUAAUUACAGGAGAUGGAGAAGAUCCAUGGAGAUAGCACUUUCCUCAAAAAGAAAACUUGGCUUUGUGAAGGGAAGUUUUGUGAAGGAACAAGCUGACACAGCAAAGGCAGAACUCUGGGAUACAUGCAACGACACUGUGAUAGGAUGGAUUAUGGGGUCUGUUUCAGACUCUAUCAAACAGACCAUCAUGUAUAUGCUCACAGCUAGGGAGAUCUGGAUGUAUCUGGAGAGCAGAUACUCUGUCUCAAAUGGCUCCCUUAAAUAUAAACUCAACAGAGAACUCUAUAGCUUCAAGCAAGGAGGUGCAACCAUCAAUGAUUAUUAUACUGCCAUGAGGGGCAUGUGGGAGGAACUGGAGUCUUUAGACCAGUUGCCCACCAUUACUACUGUUGGAGAGGAUGUGACAAGAUUCUUAGAAGCCUUGGAAAAACAGAAGGAAGAGAAAAGAUUGUUUCAAUUUCUCAAUGGAGUGGAUGAAGUUUAUGGACCUCAAAGGAGUCAACUGCUCAUGAUGACAACUCUUCCUUCAGUAGAGUUUGCUUGUAGUUCACUUCAACAAGAAGAGUCACAAAGAUGUGUGCUCAAUCCUAUGAAGGCUCCCUUGGAGUCCUCUGCCAUGUAUAGCAAGGGAGCAACUGACCCAGAGACGUGCUCAGCUUGUGGGGUGAAAGGACAUCCAAGGGAGAGAUGUUGGACAGUUAUAGGCUAUCCUAAAUGGCAUCCAAAACACAAAGCUCUUUAUAAAAGCAGGGAAGGAGGCACAGGUUCUAGUGUUGGUACUAGUGUUGGGUCUGGAAAAAACACUAACUCCAAUACUGGAUGGUUCAAAAAUAAAAAGUAUGGUUCUCAGAAAGUUGCUGCCAAUGCACAAGGAGGAAGCAGCCUAGGGGACAAUGGAGAAAUCACAGUCCAACAAUUGGAGCAUCUGCUGAGGAACCUGCAUAACAAACCUAGAUCAACCGUGGCAGGUUCAGACACUGAAGAUGAACUCGAUUCUAGCUUUGCUGGCUUCGCAGGUAUGGUCUCAUGCUUGUGUGUAAAUGCUGAAAAUGUUGAUUGGAUAAUUGACUCUGGAGCUUCUGACCAUAUGACUGGAGACAUAAGUCAUAUUGAGAAUGUUGUAGCUGUUGGGAAUAGAUUGAAAAUAAAUCUACCUAACGGUAAUACCUCUGAUAUCACUCACUGUGGUGGUGUAAAGCUGAAAAAUGGACUAAACCUUAAGAAGGUUUUAGUAGUUCCUGAGUUUAAACAUAAUCUGCUGUCAGUUAAUAAACUUGUGAGCUCUGAAGAUUGCAAGGUAGACUUCUAUGCAGGAUAUUGUGUCAUAGUUGACAAUGUCACUCAAAAAGUAAAGGGAAUUGGAGAGUCAAGAAAUGGUCUAUACUAUCUGUUGAAUGAAGACAUAAAAUCAGUUGUGAGAAGUCUAAAACAUGCAGAGCGAAACUCAGGCAGAAGUGUAGGGUCAGCAAACACUAGUUCUGCAAAAAUCAGGCAUGGUUAUGUGGAAACAGAAAAGAUGAGUGAAACUUUGAUUUGGCACUUGAGAUUAGGACAUGCCCCCAUGAGCAAGCUGAAUCAAAUUGGAGUAUGGGAUAAAAAUGAUAUCAAUGUUGAAAGGAUGUGUGUAACUUGUCCAAUGGGAAAGCUAACCAAGAAGCCCUUUCCUAAUAGCAAAUGUAAAGUGGUUUGAACAAGUUUAUCCGUACACUCUUGACAAAAAUCAGAUCACUCAUUUGAUUCCUCCAUCAAAUGAACAUACCAUACAGCCAGCCUCCACCUGGGAAGACUCAUCGUUUGAAGAUGAAGAAGAGGAGGAAACAAAUCUCAAUCCAAACCGAACACCUAACCCCCCUACUCCACUUCAAACAGACUCACCCCUACAUACUCAAAAUAACCCAACCACACCACUACCUCUACGGAGAUCAGUAAGGCACUCUCAUCGCCCUCAAUGGAUGAGUGAUUACGUUACUCCUAUAACCAAUCUCACAUCUACAUCAGUAAACCCUCAAUUCAGUUGCUUCAUGACCAGUCUUGUUAACAUCAGAGAUCCUGUCACCUUUGCAGAAGCUAGUAGACAACCUCACUGGCUUGAGGGGGAGUAUUGAGAGAAAUAAAUAUGCUUUUAUUCUAAUUGCUGCACUGUCCUCUUUUAUCUUCUAUUAGCUGUAUUAUUUUUGUCCUUUUCUACUAGUUUUUUGCCUGCUGCUGCGCCAGCCCUUUUGCUAGGAAGUUUCCUAUUAUUGUCGUGUCCCUAGCAUAUAAUUAAUAGGUGAGAAACAGGUGGCAACUAUUGAGUGGUAGGCUGCCAUCUGGUGCACCCAUAUAUGUAGGAGUCUUGCUCCAUUAUUCGGGAGGAGGAAAAACAGAAUAAGAAAAAGAAGAAAUCCAU
This is a messenger RNA of Cuscuta campestris, 2783 nucleotides long. The record is from the annotation of a GenBank genome assembly. Lineage: Eukaryota; Viridiplantae; Streptophyta; Magnoliopsida; Solanales; Convolvulaceae.